Messenger RNA from Symbiodinium pilosum, 957 nucleotides. Lineage: Eukaryota; Dinophyceae; Suessiales; Symbiodiniaceae. The record is from the annotation of a GenBank genome assembly.
AUGGUAUCUUGGAUGACAAUGUGGCAGAUCAUCACGCCGCACAGCGAGAAGACCUUCUGGCAAAUGAUGGCGCAGUGCGGCCGAAACGGGGGCUUAGUUCUUGGCCCUGUUGCAUUCGCUGGGUUAAGCUUGCUUGUUCGUCAAGGUCGAGAGGUGUCACCUAUCAGCAUGAUGAGCUGGUCCAUGAUUGGCUUGGUGGUUUUGGCAGCCGUGGAGCUGACAGGGGCAUCGCUGUUCUAUCCCACAAUUUUAAGUCAGUCUGAUGAGGGUGUGGCUGAGGAGGCAAGUCCCGAAGCAGAGGGAGAUUGCCUGGAACUUGCACCAGAGCAAUUGCCAUCAGCGUCUCGUGAAGGCAUUCUAAAAUACAUGAUCGCAUACAGUUACGAGCGACCCUUUACAAUCUCGGCCAUUGAGGUGGCCACCAUGAUGCUGCUAGAAGUUUCAUAUGGCUGGUCGGCCGAGCUUUGCGGAGCCUCUUUCAUGGUAGUGGGAGGCGUCAGCCUGACUUUAACGGCGUUCUCCAGCUUAUUGAUCUCUAGAAAGUGGAUGCCAGAAUCCCACGUUUUUGUUUCCUCGAGUGCAGCAGCCUUGCUCGGUACUUUGUUGCUGUUUGAUUGGAAGUUCUUUGGGGCUGGCACACUGCUGUUCGCAGAUGCCAUAAUCUAUGGGGCCUCCAGCGUCUCCAACGGUGUUGCGCAAGGACUAGCAACCCGUGCGGCAAUGCAGGGAACAGCCUGGGGCAUCGAGACGUAUCGCAUUCACAACUUGGUCGGCGUCAGCACGAGCCGUUUCAUUGGACCCGCUGUUGCACGCUUCAUGAUAGAUUUCGGGGGUCGCAACACAUAUGCGGCAGUGCAGAUGCUUAUGUGCUUUCUAGGAACCUGCACAGUGUACAAAACGGUAUGUUUGGUUUGGGCAGGAAAAUCCCAAGUGCUUUCAAAGCUGCAGGCCUGCUAA